Fusarium poae is the source of this 1527-nucleotide messenger RNA. RefSeq lists its product as uncharacterized. Bases 1 to 1527 code for a protein of 508 amino acids. Gene Ontology annotation, biological process: DNA-templated transcription. The record is from RefSeq and is a predicted model, not a curated record. Gene Ontology annotation, cellular component: nucleus. NCBI's taxonomy places the organism in Eukaryota, Fungi, Ascomycota, Sordariomycetes, Hypocreales, Nectriaceae. Gene Ontology annotation, molecular function: zinc ion binding; DNA binding. The transcript has 4 exons.
AUGUGCCUCUUUGUCCUCCGUCACCUCCCUGGUCCCCGUGACGAUGUCAUGCCCAAUAAGCUUCACUGUCGCGUCGACGACUGGAUGUUUAUGGCCAUUGAAAACAUCCUGCAUACUCUUCAGCAGGAUUGGGGUGAGUACUUGGAUGCAAGGGAAGAUGUGCAGCUUGAAGAGAUGGCUUUGUGCAUCAGCAACAAUACCUCGAGGCCCAUUCGUGAUGAGCAUUCAAGUGCAAAAGCUUGGACCGAUCAGUUUACGGGGAGUAAUAUUCGCUGGGAAUCCAUUGGACUUAUCUGGACGUAUUGGAAUGGCGCUCCCGGUAUGGAAGCUUCAGCCGUGAACAAGUGUUUAGGCUAUUGUGUCGAGCUUGUUCGUCAUUUCACAACUGCCAACGAUAUACUUCUUUAUUUAUGUUAUCGCAGAACAACCAUUGAGUCGCUGGUAACAGGUGAUGCCGGUUUAACAUGCUGGAGCUACGCCGCCGAGACGGUCGCCCUCCUAACCUUUCUCGGUCUUCACGUCGGUGUUGAAGACCCAAACUACGUGCCUUCUCUGUGCUCGGAACACAAACGCCGUAUAACCGCCCGCGUCUAUGCUCUUGACAAAGUCCUCGUCUCCUUCACGGGCCGACCACCACUUCUUAGCCAUCGCUACUUCUCAGGUCCUCUAGCGAUAGACAUAGAUGACCAGGAUCUUAUGGGUGGCGAUGCUGCUAUCAAGAGCGCGAUGCAGAGACUAGACGACAACGGGUUUCGACCAGAUGGAGAAUUACUCGGUGCAGCGUUGAUAAGAGCGCGUGUGCAGAUUGCUCUCAUAAAAGGUGAACUUCUCGAGAUGGCGUUGGCGAGUAGUGUGAAAGCGUCUUCUGAACGACUGGCUGAAUUGAAGACACGCUGCGAACGAACAUACGAGCGAUUCCCCCGGAACCUCAUACAUCGAGCAGAUGAACUAGAUGAUCCAAAUUGCAAUGUGGAGAGUGUCUACGUGAGGAUACUCGUUCGUCUGGAGCAUUUACAAAAUUUGUUCUUUGCCGAGAGGUUAUCGCUCCGUUUGGGGCAUGUUGAUGAGAACAAGUUGCUGGUAAUUAGUUUUGAGAUGGUUUGCUUGACGCUUUUAUUCUGGACACACCAAGACCGGUUUGCUGGAGUAAGGCGGGACUUUGAAUGGCUGUUGAUGGCCUUUGCUGCACCAGGAGGAGGCAUCCUCUGCCUCGAACUCCUUCGGCCAACAUUUCGCGGAACCCACCCCGACUGUCCCAAACUAAGCCGGUCAGCGAUAAUACAGAAACUCAGUCUUCUCAUCGGUUUUCUCGACUGGGUUCGACCCCCAGCUCCCAACGCAGACCUCUGUGCCGAUUGCAAGGCUGUUUUGCAAGGUGUGCUGGACCACAACCUCAAUGCUCCCAUCGCAGGCGGUGGAGCGCUGGAUACACUGGACUGGGACAUUCCGACGCAGUUGGACUUUAAUUUUGAUCUUUUGGACACGUUUGAUUGGUUGAGGCCUGAAGUACUAAACAUGCCUACUUGA